Molecule: messenger RNA, 810 nt
Organism: Vigna angularis (adzuki bean)
Lineage: Eukaryota; Viridiplantae; Streptophyta; Magnoliopsida; Fabales; Fabaceae
Product: citrate-binding protein
Exons: 2
Coding region: 1-648 (215 amino acids)
Source: RefSeq, a predicted model, not a curated record
AUGUUGUAUCAAUCCAUUUUCCAUCAAACCUUUUUGUCAUUUCUCCUUUGUAUCACAACUCUUUCCUUGGUUGCUUCUGAUCCCACAGAUGGCUUCACCCGUCUUCCACUAUCUAGCUCCAACUUUCAGGUCCAAAAGCCUCACGAUGUUCCACAAGACCAGCGUUACACCUUUUCAAAUGGAGUGCACACAUUUAUUGUAUUCAACACAGACAAGCCUCACACGAGUACCAGCAAUACAAAACCACGAACUGAGAUUCGUAUAACGGGCUACGAUUAUACAUCUGGUGUGUGGCAAUUUGAAGGGUAUUUCUACGUCCCCAGUGGCACAACCGGGGUGUGCAUCCAGCAAGUGUUCGGUGGAGUCACCGCUGCCACAACCUCUCAGAGUAGGGUCUAUAGUGGAUCUCUCACUCAUUACUUAUCACCUACUCUGGAAACAAACAUCUACAAUAAGUGGUACCGUUUCAACGUGAUCCAUGAUGUGGGUGCCAACAACGUAAAGAUUUUUAUCAAUGGGGUGCAGAAAUUUAAUGGAAAUGGUCGUGGAGCCGACGAUCACUAUUUUAAGUUCGGGGUUUAUGCACAGGACGGUGCUUCCUACCGCAUGGAAUCUCGAUGGAGGGAUAUCAAGAUUUUUAGAAGAUAAUAGAGAUUGAAUAAGCUUUUGUUUCAGUUCCAAGUUCUAUAAUAAGGCAAGUAAAAAGCUUGUUUAAUUAGCUAUAUGAUCCUGAAUAAUUUACUUGGACUCACAGAAACAAAUGUUUAGAAAUUAUAAUAUCGUAAUCCUAAGUUAUCCCUCUCUACCCAA